AUGGCCGACUUCAAUGCUAUCGCUCAGCAGUUCGUGCAGUUCUACUACCAGACCUUCGACGAGAACCGCGCUGGCCUGGCUGGUCUCUACCGUGACCAGUCUAUGCUCACCUUCGAGACUAGCUCAGUCCAGGGUGUCGGUGCCAUCACCGAAAAGCUCGGCGUUCGUCGUCCCCCCCCCCCCCCCCCGAAUGCCCGACCUCCAGGGGCUCUCCCCUUCCAGAAGGUCCAGCACCAGAUUGCUACCUUCGACGCCCAGCCUUCCAGCGGAGAUGGCAUCGUUGUCCUGGUGACCGGUGCCCUUUUGGUCGAUGAGGAGCAGAAGCCCAUGAACUACACCCAGUGCUUCAAGCUGCAGCCCGAUGGCCAGGGCAGCUACUUCGUCCUCAACGAUGUCUUCCGCCUGAUCUACAGCGCCCAGUAA
Messenger RNA from Penicillium paradoxum, 423 nucleotides. RefSeq names its product nuclear transport factor 2 family protein. NCBI's taxonomy places the organism in Eukaryota, Fungi, Ascomycota, Eurotiomycetes, Eurotiales, Aspergillaceae. The record is from RefSeq and is a predicted model, not a curated record. Bases 1 to 423 code for a protein of 140 amino acids. The transcript is spliced from 6 exons. Gene Ontology annotation, biological process: protein import into nucleus. Gene Ontology annotation, cellular component: nuclear pore central transport channel.